Molecule: messenger RNA, 1140 nt
Organism: Sinocyclocheilus grahami
Lineage: Eukaryota; Metazoa; Chordata; Actinopteri; Cypriniformes; Cyprinidae
Product: gastrula zinc finger protein XlCGF8.2DB-like
Exons: 2
Coding region: 2-1063 (353 amino acids)
Biological process (GO): regulation of transcription by RNA polymerase II
Molecular function (GO): RNA polymerase II cis-regulatory region sequence-specific DNA binding; DNA-binding transcription factor activity
Source: RefSeq, a predicted model, not a curated record
GAUGGCGCUGAAAGAGGAGAAUCAAGAGCUGAAUGAAAAAGAAGAUAAAGAUGAGAAACGUGAUUUCAUGACUGAAGAAAACGUUUUUAAUUGCUCUGAGACUGAAAAGACUUUGUCAAGAAAAAAAGCUAAAAAGACAGCGACUAGAGGUAAUUACACCUGCCAACAGUGUGGAAAGAUUUUUAAUCAAAAUAGAAACCUUACAGUCCACAUGAGAGUUCACACUGGAGAGAAGCCUUAUACAUGCCAGCAGUGUGGAAAGAGUUUCAGUCAAAAAGCAAGUGUUAAAGUCCAUAUGAGAGUUCACACUGGAGAGAACCCUUACACCUGCCAACAGUGUGGAAAAAGUUUCAAUAGAAAAGGAAACCUGACAGUCCACAUGAGAGUUCACACAAGAGAAACCCCAUUCUCCUGCCAACAGUGUGGAAAAAGCUUCACUCAGAAAGGAAGCCUUAAAGUCCACAUGAGAAUUCACACUGGAGAAAACCCUUUUACCUGCCAAGACUGUGGAAAAAAUUUCAUUCGAAAAGCAAGUCUUAAAAGCCACGUGAGAGUUCACACUGGAGAGAAGCCUUUCACAUGCUCGCAAUGUGGAACAAGUUUUAAACAUAAAGGAACCCUUAAUGCCCACAUGAGAAUUCACACUGGAGAGAAGCCGUUUGUGUGCGCUCAGUGUGGAAAGUGUUUCAGAUUUACAGUAACUCUUUGUCACCACAUGAGAAUUCACACAAGAGAGAACCGUUUUGUAUGUCAUCAGUGUGGAAGGAGUUUCACAGACAAGAAGAAUCUCAAGAAUCAUGUAAAGAUUCAUUUGGGAGAGAAGCCUUUCAUGUGCCAUCACUGUGGAAAGACUUGCAAAAACAAAACAAACCUUGAGAUUCACAUAAGAGUUCACACUGGAGAGAAGCCUUUCACCUGCCCUCGGUGUGGAAAGCGUUUCGCACUCAAAGGAAACCGUGAGGUUCACAUGAGACUUCACACCGGAGAGAAGCCUUACAAGUGUCUUAAAUAUACACCUGAAAAGUCAUGCAAAUGUGAGACCCUAUUCUUGUUCGUUCUGUAGAAAGAGUUUUAAAUGGCUCAGCAGUUUAAAAUGGCACCAGAAAACAUGCAUGUCUGUUAAAUCAAAGCUACUUUCAC